This is a messenger RNA of Radiomyces spectabilis, 2157 nucleotides long. RefSeq lists its product as uncharacterized. NCBI's taxonomy places the organism in Eukaryota, Fungi, Mucoromycota, Mucoromycetes, Mucorales, Radiomycetaceae. Gene Ontology annotation, molecular function: malate dehydrogenase (decarboxylating) (NAD+) activity; NAD binding. The transcript is spliced from 7 exons. The coding region runs from base 116 to 1966 and encodes 616 amino acids. The record is from RefSeq and is a predicted model, not a curated record. Gene Ontology annotation, cellular component: mitochondrion. Gene Ontology annotation, biological process: malate metabolic process; pyruvate metabolic process.
UCCCCGAUUAUCUUUUUUAUCUUUUUCAACUUGUAACCAAUUUUUUUCUUGGCUUAAAGAAAAAAAAAGGUCAAUUAGUUCUUUCCUUUUCUCUACGUUCGUUACAAAAAUUACCAUGCUUGCUUUUCGCGGCUUUUCCAAAUCUAUUACCCGCACGGGUCUUUGUGAUGCUCGCAUCUUGAGCCGUCGUCAUUACGGUGCACCGGCUAUGCUUGGCGCUUCGGAUCCCCGUAAAGACAAAACCGUUCAUUUGACCUCUUCCAAAGGUGUCAAUGUCAUUCACGAUCCCCUUUUGUCAAAAGGUACUGCGUUUAGCAUCGCUGAACGAGAAAGACUGUCUAUCCGUGGUCUCGUUCCUCCUCGUUGCCAGGAAAUGGACAAACAAUUGUUGAGAGUCAAGCGUAACUUGGACGCUUGUGAAACGCCCUUGGCCAAAUUCAUUUUCUUGUCCGCUUUGCAAGACCGUAAUGAGACCUUAUUUUACAAGUUGCUGAUCGAGCAUUUGGAGGAGUUGGCUGGUAUCAUUUAUACCCCCACUGUCGGCCUUGCUUGUCAGCGUUCGCAUUCCAUUUACCGCCGCUCGCGUGGUAUGUACUUCUCAUCGCAGGACAGAGGAAACAUGUCUGCUAUGGUAUACAACUGGCCCCAUGAUGAAGUCGAUGUCAUUGUUGUUACGGAUGGUUCCCGAGUCCUUGGUCUUGGUGAUUUGGGUGCCAACGGUAUGCAAAUUCCUAUUGGUAAACUCAGUUUAUAUGUCGCGGCAGGUGGCAUCCGACCUCGUGCCGUUUUACCCGUCGUUCUCGAUGUCGGUACCAAUAAUGAAGGCUUGCUUAAUGAUCCCUUGUAUCUUGGUAUGGGUCACCCACGUCUUGAAGGCGAAGACUACUACUCUUUCGUCGAUGAAUGGGUCACCGCCAUUCACAGCAGAUGGCCAAAUGCGUUGAUUCAGUUUGAGGACUUCAAGUACCCCUACGCCUAUAAUCUCUUAAACAAAUACCGCGAUAAUGUCACCUGUUUUAACGAUGAUAUCCAAUCAACAUCGGCUAUUACCUUGGCCGGUAUCCUCGCUGCGCUCAAGGCACGUGGUAUGAAGAAGGAAGAUUUGGCCGAAGAACGCAUCAUCUGUGUUGGCGCUGGUUCCGCUGGUGUGGGUGUGUGUGAAGGUAUCAUUGACUGCAUGGUCGCUCAGGGUCGUGUCAAGACUCGCGAAGAGGCCUAUCGUCGCAUCUGGAUGAUUGAUCAGCACGGUCUCUUGGGUAACUCGGCUUUGGCCGCCAACGAUCCAACCCGUAUUGUCCAAGGCCCUGAACGUUCCGUUAAGCUCGAUGAACGUCAAUCGUGCUACGUCAAGACAGACAUGCCCGAUCGUUUAAGUCUUGAAGAAGUGGUGGAGCAGGUGAAACCUACCGUGAUUUUGGGAUUGACAGGUAUUCGUGGUGUAUUCACGGAGAAGGCCAUUCGCACCAUGGCUCAAUAUCAGAAACAACCCGUUGUGUUCCCAUUGAGCAACCCUGAUUCCCACGCCGAGUGUACGGCUGAAGAAGCCUUCAAGUGGACCGAUGGUCGCGCCAUCUUUGCUUCCGGUAGUCCCUUCAAGGAUGUCCUUUUGCCCAAUGGCAGCCUCGGUCGCACCAAUCAAUGCAACAACUCUUACAGCUUCCCCGGUCUUGGUUUGGGUAUCACUGUAUCUAGAGCAAGUCGCGUUACUCCCAACAUGUUCUUGGAAACUGCCAAGACCAUUGCUGAUAUGGCAAGUCCGUCACAGUUGAAGGAUGGUAUCUUGUUCCCCGGUGUCAAGAACUUGCGCGAUGUGGCUUUGGAAGUCGGUACUCGUGUAUGCGAGGUCGCUUACGAAGAAGGUGUCGCUACCGCCAAGUUAAAGGAAGGUGAAAUGUUGAGCGACGUCGUCAAGAACUCCAUGUAUGUUCCUGAAUACGUUCCCCUUGUCCAUCAUGCAUACCAUUAGAAACCCAAAUAGAAUAGCAACGCAUUAGAUAUGUUUUUUCUUUUAAUUUAAUACAUAGACUUAUUUAUAUGGCAUCAACCAUUCCAUCGUAUAUUGACUUUCGCAUAAAGCAACGGAAUGGGUGUCCGGGGUCGUGGCUUGGAAGGGAGAAAUAAAAAAAAAUAAAAAAAGGAAAUAAUCUUAAAGGGAAG